Messenger RNA from Branchiostoma floridae (Florida lancelet), 3704 nucleotides. Its product is annotated as peroxidasin homolog. The transcript is spliced from 7 exons. The record is from RefSeq and is a predicted model, not a curated record. Gene Ontology annotation, biological process: homophilic cell-cell adhesion; synapse organization. Gene Ontology annotation, molecular function: axon guidance receptor activity. Bases 150 to 1100 code for a protein of 316 amino acids. Gene Ontology annotation, cellular component: plasma membrane; neuronal cell body; axon. Lineage: Eukaryota; Metazoa; Chordata; Leptocardii; Amphioxiformes; Branchiostomatidae.
UUGCAUUGCCUGGGUUGAUGCAUUAUUCACGUUAUACAAAUGAGUCCCAUCGGUUGACAAACAGUCCAAAAAGCAAAUAAGGAACAGUGAGGGAGGGAAGCCCACGGUUUCUGAAUCGCGAGUGUGUGUGUGUACCGGUACAUUUGAGGAUGGGGUGGAAAGUUACAGUAUGUGCGUUCGUCGUUGCCAUAUGCGGUCUCAACGCUUCAGCGCAAGUGAUAAACGACCCAGCAAACGUGACUGCGUCUAUCGGCGACACGGUGAACCUGGAGUGGACGUAUAACGCACAGGGCCAGCUCCGGUUAUUCGAGGUCUGGAAGAAGGCGCCCUCCAUGGCGCUGGCUUCAAGGUCCGGUGGACCAGUCCAGUACUUCCGACAAAACCAGAACGGGGGCGAUCCCAAGUACAGUGUGAUCGGGCUGGCCACGCUGCAGGUGAAGGAUGUGCAGAAGGAGGAUAACGGACCGUACGAGCUGUCAAUCACCUUCGGAAACGGAUACGUCUUAUCUUCAACAGCCUACCUCAUCGUCAACUACCCACCCAGCAUUGACGGCAUCACGGCCAGCCCCAGCUCCACCGUGAGAGAAGGCUCCUCCCUCACCCUCAUGUGCAACGCAGACGGCAACCCCGAACCCGCCGUGCGCUGGACCAGACAAAGCGGCGCCCUCGGUAAAGCCGCCACCAUCGACGCCAACUCCGGCAAUCUGGUGUUUCCCAACAUCACGCUGGCAGACAAGGGGACGUACACGUGUUCCGUGGAUAACGGCAUUCCUGAAGCCGCCUCCAAAGAUAUCUCCAUCAAUGUCCUAAGCGACCAACUUGAACUUACCACCCUGGUCCCAACACCGUCACUAACGUCACCACUACCACCUCUCACGUCAUCUAUGACGUCAUCUGUGACGUCUGUUGUACCUUCACUGUCCUCAGAGGGCAUCGACGCCACCCUGCCCCCUCUUGUUGUCGGUGAUGACGGGGAUCCAGAGAGCACGGCCACAGCGCUGUACCCGGCUCCACGGUCCGGCGUGGGGAGAUUGCAGGCCUGUAUGUACGUCAUGUGCCUACUGCUCAGCAUAUUCCUCGCUGGACCUCGGCAGUCAUGAUUCCUCAUGUGUGACGUACCCAAUACAGGCGCCCAACAAAUGAUGACGUGUGAUAGAAUAUGUGCACAGACAGGCUUCGAUUGGUCGGGGUGAAACCUUUGCAUCUGCUAUUCUAAUUUUGUGGUCUGAACUUAUGUUUCGAUGGUACAUUGAAACUUAUCGACCGUUAUACGGUAAACAAAAGAGGAGAAAACAUUGAACUAGCAAAGAGACUUACCCCCAUCACUUGGAGACUGAUUCUGAGACUAGCGUUAGGGAUCAUAACGAGUGUGACAGUAGGUAGGCAUUGAUCGUGAAUUUUUUUGUUGACUUCUUCUUUCACAUAGUCACCAUAUUUUUACAGAAUGGUAUUCUAGCUGCCAUAUUUUCUUCUCACUACUACAUCUUGGAACGUCAUAGUCGCCAUCUUGAAAGAAAAACAGGUUUUCCCUAGAUUACGUAGAUACACAGGUCUAUAGAGAAGUGAAUUGUUGCUUUAUCAUGACUUGAGAAAUCUUGUAAAAAAAAGAAUUCGAGGCAAGUUUGGUUCGUCAUUCCGUCAGAAAGGAAAUCUCGUUUGCUCUCGCGAGAUUUGGACAACUGCUUGGUUGCCCAAAUACGAGACUUGGAGUAAGUUGCUUGUGCUGUACAAAAUUGUGCCAAUCAGGGUGUGUAACUAACAAAAAGCGUGCGUUGUGAAGUAUUGAAUAAGUAAUGGAAUGAGUCGUCGUACAAUAAUUGUGCAUAAUUAUAUUUGUAUAUCAUGAUGGCAAAAAAUGCGACUUUUGAACAGUCAGCAGGGUGAAUAAUGUAUCCUAUAAGGUUAGUUAGCGUUUGUGAAUAUUUAGUAUUUUUUACAUUGGUUCCUCCUUUCGUCUGUUUUACAAAGUUGUAACUAUGAUUUUAUGUAGACGUUUUAACUUUUGUAGUCAGCAAGGGCCUUAGAUAACGCUAGCUAGGAAUAGGUAUUGUGCAGUUGGGUGGGUACAAAAGUUGUAUUUCAUUUGAUUCGACGGAAAAUCGUUCCUUGGUGCUUAGUAGCAUCAAGUUCUGUUGUCAGAAACUGAGAAGAAUUGUGUGCCGACAUAUAUGUGAUGGGUAAGGGUGCGUUUGAAAUGGAUCGAUCCUAAAACCUCGCCCCCUGUUCGAUCAUGGUUCUAUUUCGAACACCUCCAUCAAAACAGCCAUUUCUGUCCAAUAAGGCAGUUUUUGACGGAGGUGUUCGAAUAGAAUAUAGGGUUCUAUCUGUUCGAUAUGGCGUUCGACUGGAUCGGUUCAUUGUAGGCAAAGUGUGAGAGUGACUGUUUGUGGAAGUGAAAAGUUUCAAUUAGAGAUAGCUGUUCGAAUGGACGAUGUGUUAUUUCAUUGUUUUCAUUGUUCUAGAUGAUUUUAGUUGCCAUUAAAACUCUUGACAAGCGUCUGUACAUCGAAAGAUAUGUUGCUUGGGAAUAUGUAUGAAAGGAGCCAAUUCUUCCUACCAAUAGUCUUCUAUAGCGCUUGGUGACAUGCUUGUGUUGCAAGGUCAAAGUAUGAUUUAUCAACAGAAAAUAUUACCUUUCGUUAUCACCGUGAUCGGUUGCCAUUAUUCUAAUAUCACCAAAAUCUUAUCCUUUUAUUCCUUUCAAUGAAAAAUGAAAUCCAUGUUGACCAGUUGAAUGUUAACAUCUCGUCUAACAAAAAGCUGAAUAUUCUAAAUGACGUACCUCAAAAAAUCUGUAAAAAUGUCGCCGCCAUUAUCACGACCUAUAAUUGAUAACCACUGAUAUAACGUUAACUGCACGUUGACUUUAAGUCGAAGUUCUCGACGCAAGCUCUAUGGCAGCAAAACCCCACAACCAAUGAGCAUCCAGCUCCAAAAUGUAUAGAGAAUGUAACCGCCAUCUUGUAUAUUACCCACAAUCCCUUCAAGGACGACCCGUGAAUCUUCGAGUUGGUGAGAAUUCAAGACUGUGAUCACGUGAUGUGACAAGCAUUAUGGGUAGGUCAAACUCCGUGUACAAACGUCAAAAAACUCUACAGAUGCAGCUACUUGCAUCUCAUGGUUCCAAGUUUAGGUCAGAGUUCAAAAUUUCAGUACACAAUCGGGUUUUAGGAGUAAUAUUCCGUUUUUGAAACGUUUACUGCCCAAUAGAGGACUGUACUCGUUUUCAGGGACUUUCUUUACUGUUUGAACUUUUUGUCUGAAGCAAAAACGUCUAUACAAGUGGGAAUCAUCUGCAAGCGAAUUGAUCUUCGUCUGAAGGUUACUAGUACUUCGAAAAAAAUCCUAAUCGGGUAUCAUUGGGAUCUUGAACUUUGACCCAGACCACAAUGCAUCACGACUGUCCAUGCGCACUCGGAACCGUGAGGAAGCUUAUGGUAUACUGCCGGACUGUGUAUGGGAGGGGGGCAGGUUUAGCAAACCGCAUCCACAACACACUCUGUACAGCUCACCACCUAUUCUCUAUAACACUGCCUCUUAACUACAUAUGUCGUUCUGCAGAAGCGUAGACACCAUGGCUAUGUAUGAAAGUUUAUAUAGCACUUAGUAGCUCACCUGUAAUACUACUACUGUCGUCCAUAAUUGCAACUUUCACCGUGUGUCAUCUGAGGAUGUAAUAAAUAAAUCCUGUGUGUACAAGUUUC